Messenger RNA from Rhizophagus irregularis DAOM 181602=DAOM 197198, 1404 nucleotides. NCBI's taxonomy places the organism in Eukaryota, Fungi, Glomeromycota, Glomeromycetes, Glomerales, Glomeraceae. The record is from RefSeq and is a predicted model, not a curated record.
AUGACUUAUAAUUUUGAAUCUGAAUUAUCCGAAGCGUUUGGUCAAUUACUCAAAAUAGAAACGGAUUAUAAUGUUAUCAUUUACAUUGGAAAAGAACCUAAUUUUAAGGAAUUUCAUGCCCAUUCUUAUAUUUUACGCUGUAGAUCUGAAUAUUUUAAUAAAAUAUUAUCCUCAAAGAAUAUCGAAAAAAAGGACGGAAAAUAUAUAACUAAAUUAACAAAUAUUUUUCCACAUGUUUUUGAUGCUAUUCUUAAGUACCUUUAUACUGGUAAAAUUGACAUUGUUAAUAAAACUGGAAUUGAGCUAUUGAAUUUUAUGUUUGCCUCUGAUAAAUUAAUGUUGAAAAAAUUAUCUAAACUUAUUGAAGACUCUAUUAUUAAAAAUCAACAACCAUUCUUGCAAAGUGACCCAAUUGGAAUUCUUCUAAUUAUUUAUUAUUGUAAAUCACUUGCUAAUUUACAAGGAUAUUGUUUGGAUAAAAUUUGUUCUGAUCCAGGAAUUUUAUUCAACUCUGAUAAAUUCACUCAAUUACCUGCUCCUUUAUUGGAAAUUAUUAUAAAACGUGAUGACUUAAAUUUAGAAGAAAUUGAAAUUUGGGAAAUUUUAAUUAAAUGGGGAUUAGCUCAAGAGCAAGUACUUAAUAAAGACAUUUCUAAAUGGAACCAUGAUGAUAUUAAUAUAUUUAAGAAGAUUCUAUCCAGAUUUAUGCCUUUGAUUAGAUUUUAUGAAAUCUCUACUGAAGAUUAUUUUAACAAAGUUAAACCCUAUGAAGAUAUUUUUUCUAAAGAAUUGAGAGAUGAUAUUUUAAAAUUUUAUAUGAUUUCUGGAUAUAAACCAAAAUAUACACCAAGGCAUCCAAAAUGUGAUGUAGACUCUAUCAUAAUUAAUCAAAAGCACAUUACACUCUUUGCAAAUUGGAUUGAUAAAAAGAAAGAAAAUGACGAAUAUAAUAAUGAUAUCCCUUAUAAAUUUAAUCUCUUGUAUAGAGCUAGCAGGGAUGGUAAUACAGCUGCAGCAUUUCACGCUAAAUGUGAUAACAAAGGAGCUACUAUAGUUGUAUUAAAAAUUACAAUUUCAGAAAAAUUAAUUGGAGGAUAUAAUCCACUUUUUUGGGAUUCAAGUAAUGGUUCUAAGCCUACAAAAGAUAGUUUUAUAUUCUCAUUUACGAAUAAAAAUGAUCUUCAGAAUGCAAAAGUAGUUUACAGUAAUGGUGGUCGAUAUUCUAUACAAGGUUAUAAAAAUUAUGGUCCAAUAUUCGGUUAUGGUGAUUUAUAUUUAAAUUUUAGUAAAGGACCUAAUGUUUGGAACCAUAGCCAUAGAUCUUCAAAUUCUUAUCCUUCACUGGAUUUACCAGAUAUUAUUGAUGUAGAUGAUUAUGAAGUAUUUCAAGUUAUUAAAAUAUAA